CCUACGUCGAUUAAUUGUGUCCCCUUCCUUCUCCACUCUCCUUUGUGCUCUUAAAUACCCAUUUCCUCAAUCUCUUUCUCGCUCCAUUCCAGCAGAAAGAGAGGAACUGCUUUGAAUUCCUUCUUCAUUCGGGUCUCGCAGGCGAUGGCGGGUUUUGGGUCAGUUCUGAGACGCACGUACCUCGCCCUCUAUAACUGGGUCGUCUUUGCGGGUUGGUUCCAAGUUCUGUAUCUUGCUCUGAAAACUCUGAAAUCGUCGGGCCACGAGCACGUCUACGACGCCGUUGAAAGGCCCCUGCUUCUCGCUCAGUCCGCCGCCUUUCUCGAGAUACUUCAUGGCCUAGUAGGAUUGGUAAGAUCUCCGAUCACAGCGACACUGCCACAGAUAGGUUCAAGGUUGUAUGUAGCUUGGGGUAUCUUAUGGAGCUUUCCUGAGGUUCGGGGACACAUGUUGGUUAGCUCUCUGGUUAUAAGCUGGUCUAUCACGGAGAUUAUUCGGUAUUCUUUCUUUGGCUUAAAGGAAGUUUUUGGGUCUGCCCCCUCCCUGCUAAUGUGGCUCAGGUAUAGCACAUUUUUGUUGCUGUAUCCAACUGGCAUUACCAGUGAAGUUGGUCUAAUUUAUCUGGCUAGUCCUUACAUGAAGGAAUCUGGGAAAUAUUGUGUACGAAUGCCCAACAAGUGGAACUUCUCUUUUGAUUACUUCUACGCUGCGUUUCUUGUCCUUGGAACCUACGUCCCUGGCGGCCCUCACAUGUACAUGUACAUGCUUAGCCAAAGGAAGAAAUCUAUCUCGAAGUCAAAAAGGGAGUAGAAUGGGUGCACAAGUUUACAAACCAAACUCAUGGUUGUGUUAUUUUGUUUUUGUAGCAGAUUACCAUUUAAACAUCUCUGGUUCUUCUUAUUUAUGUUUCUUAGCAUAAGGUAAUUGGCAGUAGCUUUGUUUAUUUUGUAUAAACAUGUUUGUAUCUCAACAAUUCCAGGGGGAAUGUUCAUGAGAACUAAUAUAAAGUUUGCUUGUCUCUC
Messenger RNA from Diospyros lotus (date-plum), 1022 nucleotides. Its product is annotated as very-long-chain (3R)-3-hydroxyacyl-CoA dehydratase PASTICCINO 2A. Lineage: Eukaryota; Viridiplantae; Streptophyta; Magnoliopsida; Ericales; Ebenaceae. Gene Ontology annotation, biological process: fatty acid elongation; very long-chain fatty acid biosynthetic process; sphingolipid biosynthetic process. The transcript has 9 exons. The record is from RefSeq and is a predicted model, not a curated record. The coding region runs from base 145 to 810 and encodes 221 amino acids. Gene Ontology annotation, cellular component: endoplasmic reticulum membrane. Gene Ontology annotation, molecular function: 3-hydroxyacyl-CoA dehydratase activity.